Messenger RNA from Myotis daubentonii (Daubenton's bat), 10040 nucleotides. RefSeq names its product marker of proliferation Ki-67 (gene MKI67). Gene Ontology annotation, biological process: regulation of chromosome segregation; regulation of mitotic nuclear division. NCBI's taxonomy places the organism in Eukaryota, Metazoa, Chordata, Mammalia, Chiroptera, Vespertilionidae. The record is from RefSeq and is a predicted model, not a curated record. Gene Ontology annotation, cellular component: nucleus; chromosome. Gene Ontology annotation, molecular function: protein binding.
GGGAGGGCGCCGGCGGGGGGAGCGGGCUGCGGCGGAGGUGGGCGCGCGCCUGGGGCUGAGGCCCGGACCCUGUAGCGCGGGGCGGGCGGUGGGCGGUGGGUGCGAGUGGACGCGGGGCGGGCUCCUCACCGCGCGGACUUGGAUUGCGCCCCGACGAGCAGUGGACGCACGGGUGGCGGUGCAGCGAUUCGUCGUGCGUGGUCCUGCGGGGAAGAGCUGCUCGCUAGGUUUGCUUCCGCCUGACCUUCCCAUAAGGAUCGGUCGCCAAUUCUCCUUAGAAAAUGGGCCCGACAGGUCGCCUCGUGACCAUCAAGAGGAGCGGGCUGGACGGCCCCCACUUCCCACUGAGCCUGAGCACCUGCUUGUUCGGGAGGGGCAUUGAGUGUGACAUUCGUAUCCAGCUUCCUGUCGUGUCCAAACAGCACUGCAAGAUUGAAGUCAGUGACCAGAAGGCAGUCUUGUUUAAUUUUAGCGCCACAAACCCAACACAGGUGAAUGGAUCUGCUAUCGACGGGCCCGUGCAACUCCGGCACGGGGACGUGAUCACGGUCAUUGACCGCUCCUUCAGGUAUGAAAGUGACAGUCAUCAGAACGGAAGCAAGUCACCUGAAUUUCCAGGACAAAGACGUGAACAGGCAUCUCCGAUUCGGGUCUCAAGGUCUAGCUUCUCUUCCAACCCCGAUGGGAAAGUUCAAGAUCCCAGUGCUGCCCGCUCACAAGUCACUGAAGAGGGUGGUUCAGGAGGGCCCCCGGAGCGCAGGGAGCAUGUCGGGGCGACCCGCACCCCCUCACGCGGCUCAGAAGGUCCCACUACCAAAGGCACAGCAGAUGUUGGUUCCUCAGAGCCCCCUGGAGAUAACCACGGAAACACAGCCGGGCCCCCUGCUGGGGGAUUCGGAGCAGGUUCCCGUGUGACCCCCCGGAGCUGGAAUGGGGGACAGGGUCUGGAGAAGGACGGAGCGAAUGAGUCUCCCUUUCAGAAGCUCUAUGAGUCUAUGAAGGAAGAGUUAGAUGUGAAAUCGGAGACUGUUCUACAGAAUCGUAGGAAAUCGGGAGCACGGGGUCCUCGUGCAUCAGAAGCUGAAAGCGCUGGCGGUUCACAGAGCGCGACUCAACCACGGGUCUCGCCCAAGUCCAGGCGGAGAUCUGGUCGGAGCAGCCAGACGGAGGCAGAGAGAGCGGGUGAGGGGCCGGGUCAGACUCUCGAGCUCACGGCGAGUCCCAGCAUCCCCCCCACAGAGAUGACCAAAGCCAAGACCCCAGUCCAAUGUCCACAGCCCAAUUCCUCCCGGAGACGCCGGAGCGGAGACCUGAGUGUCACCCCUGGGGGUGAACCUGUGGGUCUGCAGCAAAGCGAAGACCUCGGGGCCGGCAGUGCGGCGUCUGCUCCCCGGAGGCUCUCCGCCAGACAGCAAACGCCCGCCAAAGGAGAAGGCGCUGGCGACCUUGGGAACACAGCAGAAAAAGUCUUUUCCAGAAAAAGGAGAAGGAGCCUGUCUCCCGGUGCCGGCAUUCUCACCACAGGAACAGACAUUCCAAAGCAGACCCUGCUCUCCCCGCUGCUGGUCUCCGCGGAGCGGAAGGUUCCAGGCAGGGCCCUGGGCACGCCCAGGCAGCAGGGCACCCCCGGGUCACCGGGCCUCGGUGCGCUGGAUGUCAGCAACGUUGGCGAUUCCCUUAAUAAGACUGAGGGGAAGCCCUUCAAAAGAAGGCGGGUCUCCUUCGGGGGUCAUCUGAGACCUGAAUUAUUUGAUGAAAACUUACCUCCUAAUACACCUCUCAAAAGAGGAGAAACGCCGAUGACAAGACGCUCUCUGGUCACCCACACUCCGCCCGUCCUGAAGAAAAUCAUCAAGGAACAGCCUCCGCCAUCAGAAAAGGGAGGAUCUUCAGAAAUCCGUUUGGAAGUGACCGCGCAAAACAUGUUUACGAGCUCCCCGGUGCACAGUCCUCCGAAAACGUCUCCACUUGCAAAUGAUGGUCGCCGGCGGUCCCUUAAGUCGCCUGCCUCGAGUGGCAGCAAAUCUCCACAUCAAACAGAUGCUCCUCAGAGGGGAGGGAGGCGGAGCAGCAGCGGGCCUGCCAGGAGGGCCUCCGUGGACCGCAGCCAACAUGGCAUCCUGCAGACGAUUCAAUCCCGGCGGCGGAGCGGAGCCUCGGAAGCCAAUUUGAUGGUGGCGAGAUCGUGGGCAGACGUAGUGAAACUUUGUGCCAAACAAACGCAAACUAAAGUCGUCAUGAGACAUGGUCCUCCAAGACCGCCGAGCAAAAGGCAGAGAAGAAUGAACACCCCAAAGAAGCCUCUGGGCAGUGUUCACAACGAGUUCAGUACAGGCCACGCCGCCUCUCCCUGCACCAUCGUGAUAGGGAAAGCUCACAUCGAAAAGGUCACCGUGCCAGCUCGGCCCUACAGAAUGCUGAACAACUUCGUGAUCAACAAAAAAAUCGACUUCAAUGAAGACCUUUCAGGGUUAACUGAAAUGUUCAAGACCCCAGCAAAAGAGAAGCCACAAACAAUGAACAUAGGUCCCACCACUUUUUCAAGUUCAGAGGACUUGCUUGGGAAAAAGUUUCAAGCACUUAAUUCAGAAGAAAAAGCUCUGCUCUGCACCCCAGAAAAGUUUGGAGAAAAUGUGUACCUCAGGGCUCAGAAUGCACCAGAAGAGCCAUGGGAUAAACAGUCUUCAAGCCCAGCCUUAACACAACAGUAUGUUACAGUAAAUGGAAAUAUGAAAACCCCUCGAUCUGAGAAAGAGCCUCCGAAGGCGGCAUCCAGUACAAACAAAUCCAGGAGGUCCGUGGAGCUCAGAAAUAUACAGUUGACAAGUGCGGAAUGUGAAAAGGAUGACAAAGAAGUCGACACUGUUCAGAACAUCUUGGGAAGAUGUCUGAGAAAAUCAUCAGUACAAGCACAACUACCAGAGGGAGAGAUGAAGGAAAGGGAAAGAUCCUUUGAAACAUGUAAGAAAAAUAUUGAACCUAAAGAAAAUUCUGAAAAACUGAUCACUGUGAGGAGAUCAAGAAGAUCAUCAGAGCUGAAAUGUACACCAAGAGCAGGCCUGACCCCCAUCCAGAGAUUGCAAGAGACAGAAUCCAAGGAAGACCUGGCGGGCAUCCACCGUUUCCUCCAAAACCCCAGUCAUGCUGAGGAACCAGUGGGUACAGAAGCCAGAACCAUACUGAUGCACUGCCAAUCUCCACCACCAGUCGGCACACCCACCAAGGUGAACACACGUAUCAAGACUCCUCCCCAGAGAGUGAACGCAGAUCUCUCAGACCUCAGGAAGCCCACACAAACCUCAGGGGACACGACCGAUACGCAAAAGGAACCAGUAGGUGGUGACAAAAGCAUGAAAGAAUUUAAGGAAGCUCCAGAACAGAAACUGGAUUCAUCAGAAAAUGUAGCCAGAAGCAGGAGGAGGUCAAGAACACCCAAGAGGAAGGUUCAACCCAUGGAAGACCUGGCGGGCUUCAAAGAGCUCUUCCAAACACCAAUUCACAUCGCAGAAACAGUGACUGAUGACAAAACCACCAAAACACCCUACAGAUCUCCAAAACCAGAACCAGUCAGCACACCAACCAGCACAAAGAGACGUUUCAGGACACCUCUGGGGAAAGUGGACGUGGAGGAAGAGCUCUCAUCACUCAGGAAGCCAACACCAGGGGAAACCACACACUCGCACAGAGAGCCAGAAGGUGAUGAUAAAGGUAUCAAAGCAUUUAAAGAAACUCCAAAGCAGAAACUGGACUCUGCAGAAAAUAUAAUUGGGAGCAGAAGGUCAAGAACACCCAAGAGGAAGGUUCAACCCAUAGAAGACUUGGUUGGCUUCAAAGAGCUCUUCCAAACACCAGAUCAUAUGAUGGAAUCAUUGACUGAUGACAAAACCACCAAAAUACCCUGCAGAUCUCCAAAAUCAGAACCAAUCAGCACACCAACCAGCACAAAGAGACGUUCCAGGACACCUCUGGGGAAAGGGGACGUGGAGGAAGAGUUCUCAUCACUCAGGAAGCCAACACCAGGGGAAACCACACAGUUGCACAGAGUGCCAGAAGGUGAUGAUAAAGGUAUCACAGCAUUUAAGGAAACUCCAGAACAGAAACUGGACUCAGCUGAAAAUGUGAUUGGGAGCAGGAGGAGGUCAAGAACACCCAAGAGGAAGGUCCAACCCAUAGAAGACCUGACUGGCUUCAAAGAGCUCUUCCAAACACCAAUUCACAUCACAGAAACAGUGACUGAUGAUAAAAUAACUAAAACACCUUGCAAAUCUCCAAAAUCAAAACCAGUCAUCACACCAACCAGCUCAAAGAGGUGUCUCAGGACACCUCUGGGGAAAGUGGAUUUGCAGGAAGCGCUCUCAGCACUCAGGAAGCCAACACCGAGACCAGGGGAAGCCACACAUUCGCACAAAGAGCCAGAAGGUGAUGGUAAAAGCACUGAGUUAUUUAAGGAAACUCCAAAGCAGGAACUGGACUCCACAGAAAAUGUAACUGGAAGCAGGAGGCGGUCAAAAACACCCAAGAGGAAGGUUCAACCCAUGGAAGACUUGGUUGGCUUCAAAGAGCUCUUCCAAACACCAGUUCACAUCGCAGAAAUAGUGACUGAUGACAAAAUCACUAAAACACCCUGCAAAUCUCCAAAAUCAGAGCCAGUCAGCACACCAACCACCACAAAGAGACGUUUCAGGACACCUCUGGGGAAAGUGGACAUGGAGGAAGAGCUCUCAUCACUCAGGAAGCCAACACCAAGACCAAGGGAAACCACACACUCGCACAGAGAGCCAGAAGGUGAUGAUAAAGGUAUCACAGCAUUUAAGGAAACUCCAAAACAGAAACCUGACUCAGCAGAAAAUGUAACUGGAAGCAGGAGGAGGUCAAGAACACCCAGGAGGAAGGUCCAACCCAUAGAAGACCUGGCUGGCUUCAAAGAGCUCUUCCAAACACCAAUUCACAUCACAGAAACAGUGACUGAUGACAAAACCAAAACACCCUGUAAAUCUCCACAACCAGAACCAGUCAUCACUUCCAUCAGCAUGACAAGACGACUCAGGACACCUCUGGGGAAAAUGGAUGUGGAGGAAGAGCUCUCAGCUCUCAGGAAGCCAACACCAGGGGAAACCACACACUCGCACAGAGAGCCAGAAGGUGAUGAUAAAGGUAUCACAGCAUUUAAGGAAACUCCAGAACAGAAACCUGACUCAGCAGAAAAUGUAACUGGAAGCAGGAGGAGGUCAAGAACACCCCGGAGGAAGGUCCAACCCAUAGAAGACCUGAUUGGCUUUAAAGAGCUCUUCCAAACACCAAUUCACAUCACAGAAACAGUGACUGAUGAUAAAAUAACUAAAACACCCCGCAAAUCUCCAAAACCAGAACCAGUCAUCACACCAACCAGCUCAAAGAGGUGUCUCAGGACACCUCUGGGGAAAGUGGAUUUGCAGGAAGCGCUCUCAGCACUCAGGAAGCCAACACCGAGACCUGAAGAAGCCACACAUUCGCACAAAGAGCCAGAAGGUGAUGGUAAAAGCACUGAGUUAUUUAAGGAAACUCCAAAGCAGGAACUGGACUCCGCAGAAAAUGUAACUGGAAGCAGGAGGCGGUCAAAAACACCCAAGAGGAAGGUUCAACCCAUGGAAGACUUGGUUGGCUUCAAAGAGCUCUUCCAAACACCAAUUCACAUCGCAGAAAUAGUGACUGAUGACAAAAUCGCUAAAACACCCUGCAAAUCUCCAAAAUCAGAGCCAGUCAGCACACCAAUCAGCACAAAGAGAUGUUUCAGGACACCUCUGGGGAAAGUGGACGUGGAGGAAGAGCUGUCAUCACUCAGGAAGCCAACACCGAGACCAGGGGAAACCACACACUCACACAGAGAGCCAGAAGGUGAUGAUAAAGGUAUCACAGCAUUUAAGGAAACUCCAAAACAGAAACCUGACUCAGCAGAAAAUGUAACUGGAAGCAGGAGGAGGUCAAGAACACCCAGGAGGAAGGUCCAACCCAUAGAAGACCUGGCUGGCUUCAAAGAGCUCUUCCAAACACCAAUUCACAUCACAGAAACAGUGACUGAUGACAAAACCAAAACACCCUGUAAAUCUCCACAACCAGAACCAGUCAUCACUUCCAUCAGCAUGACAAGACGACUCAGGACACCUCUGGGGAAAAUGGAUGUGGAGGAAGAGCUCUCAGCUCUCAGGAAGCCAACACCAGGGGAAACCACACACUCGCACAGAGAGCCAGAAGGUGAUGAUAAAGGUAUCACAGCAUUUAAGGAAACUCCAGAACAGAAACCUGACUCAGCAGAAAAUGUAACUGGAAGCAGGAGGAGGUCAAGAACACCCAAGAGGAGGGUCCAACCCAUUGAAGACUUUGUUGGCUUCAAGGAGCUCUUCCAAACACCAGAUCACAUCAUGGAAUCAUUGACUGAUGACAAAACCACCAAAAUACCUUGCAAAUCUCAAAACCCAGAACCAGUCAUCAUGCUAACAGGUAGAAACAGACGUGUCAAAGCACCUCAAGGCAAAGUGGUUGUAGAAGAUGAGGUCUCGGGACUCAGAAGGCCCACACGCACACUGGGGAAAACCACAAGGUCCCACAGAGCACCAGAGGUUGCUGAUAAAGAUACCAAAGUGUUUAUGGAAAUUCCAGAAGAGAAAUCGAACCCUGCAGAAAAUGUAACUGAAAGCAAGAGGAGGCCGAGAACACGUAAGGAAAAGGCCCAGCCCCUAGAAGACCUGGCUGGCCUCAAAGACGAACCAGAGACUGUUGUCAAAACCACUGAAUUGUCCUCCAAAUCUCCACAGCCAGAAGCAGUCAUGCCAGUGCGCAGGAAGAGGCAGGUCAAGGCCCCUCCCGGGAAGGUGGACAUGGAGGAAGAGCUCUCAGCUCCCAGGAAGCCCACACGGACGUCAGCAAAAACCACGAGGUCCCACAGAGCACCAGAGGUUCCUGAUAAAGAUAUCAAAUUGUUGAAGGAAAUUCCAGAAGAGAAAGCAGACCCUGCAGAAAAUGUAACUGGAAGCAAGAGGAGGCUGAGAACACGUAAGGAAAAGGCCCAACCCCUAGAAGACCUGGCCAGCCUGAAAGAGCCCUUCCAAAUACCAAGUCACACAGAAGAACCAGAGACUGUUGUCAAAACCACUGAAAUGCCCUCCAGAUCUCCACAGCCGAAAGCAGUCAUGCCAGCACGCAGGAAGAGGCAGGUCAAGGCCCCUCCCGGGAAGGUGGACAUGGAGGAGGAGCUCUCAGCUCCCAGGAAGCCCACACGGAAGUCAGCGAAAACCACGAGGUCCCACAGAGCACCAGAGGUUCCUGAUAAAGAUAUCAAAUUGUUGAGGGAAAUUCCAGAAGAGAAAGCAGACCCUGCAGAAAAUGUAACUGGAAGCAAGAGGAGGCCAAGGGCACGUAAGGAAAAGCCCCAGCCCCUAGAAGACCUGGCUGGCCUCAAAGACAAACCAGAGACUGUUGUCAAGACCACUGAAAUGCCCUCCAAAUCUCCACAGCCAGAAGCAGUCAUGCCAGCGCGCAGGAAGAGGCAGGUCAAGGCGCCUCCCGGGAAGGUGGACGUAGAGGAAGAGCUCUCAGCUCCCAGGACGUCAGGGAAAACCACGCAGUCCCACGGAGAACCAGUAGACAUCAAGGUAUUCAAGGAAUCUCCAAGGCAGAAACUGGGUGCUGCAGAAAACACCGAGGGCAGCAAACGCCAGCUAAGAUCACGGAAGGGAAAGGCCCAGCUCCCAGAAGGCCCAGCCUGCUGCCAACAACCCUUGCAAAGCUCAAUUCAGGGUGAAGAACUGGGCAUAGGAGCUGAGAGCGUUAGAACUCCAACGCAAGCACCCGGCCAAAGCAAACCUGCAAAGCCCAGAAGAGUCCUCGGGGCCCUGGACGUAAAGCCCGUGGAAGACCAGGUGGGCAGCAGAGACCCUGUAAAAUCCCAAAGGGGGAGCAGCGUUUCCCUGCCCCCCAAGAGGAAGCGUGAAGAUGGAAGUCCCACCAGAUUGAGGAGGCUGCGCACUAGCACACGAGCACAGGACCCUGUAGAGGAGAAGCCGCCACCGAAGAGACAGCGGGCAGCUCCCCAAGAGAGGUGUGAGCUGCCUGAACCCCUGGGCGUGAAGAAGAGGCGGGGAGCUUUGGCAGAAAGCACGGAAGACAUGCCCAGCGAGGACAUGAAAACUAAGAAUAGGGGCCGAAGAGCACCGGGGGCGACCUCCCCAGGCAAGGAAAUGUCGCUGCGUUCCAGACUCCCAAAUAAAGCCAGCAUUGCUGAGCAGACACCUGAGAGUCUCCUAACGGCGGACAAGGUGAAAACAAAGAGGAGUGGGAAGAAGCCCGUGACGGCCUCCCCGGAGGCCGAGGGUCAAACCCCAGAGGAUGGAGCCAGGAGCUCUGCUUCGGGGGACACGGGCCGUGAGAGGAGAACGCGCCUGAGACCCGGGAGACGGGGGAAGGCGCCCUCGCCCAGCGCGGCCGGGGAGACAAGCGUGGAAACCCACGGGAAGACUCAGGAAGAGAGAGGACCCCAACGUGCGGGCUCCACACACGUGAGGGCACGGAAGGUGACAGUCCCUCCCACCGGGGACACUUCGGAGAGUCAGCCCAAACCGAGAGUGACGCGGAGCGCCAAGCGGCCUGCGGAAAAGUCACAGCAGGAGAACGACGACGCGGGCGGCAAGAAAAUAAGGACCCGAAGCCGCUGGGGCCGUGACGAUGUUUAGCUCAGACGUUGGGGGGGGGGGGGGGGGGGGAGGGGAUAGGAAUGUAGUUUAGUGGUAAGUUCUAGAACAACGUUUGCUGUGAAUUUAAACGUGGAUUCUGUAAAUAAUGCUAUCCAGGUGCUUAAGGGAGGAAAGCUUUUAAAAAAUUUCUGAUGCUCAAUAGUCUAUUCAAAAACCCCGCGUGGAGUUAUGAAGGGGGACUCCUGGGUCCCCAGAAAUAACAACUUAAGGCGGGUGGGGGGUGGGAGGGGAGUUUGAGCCAAGCUGUACCCUUCAACUUUGCCAAUGCAGCCCUGAAGUCGACCUCUCCCGGUCAGCCCCGCCCCGGGCUCGAGCACUUGCAUUGUAAAUGCUUCUGUGUUUGUCUGUGUCCCCGUCAGGACCCCAAAGGCAGGGCCCUCGGGAAGCGAUAGGAAGGGGUGAGGGAAGACUCCUGGUGCUUCUAGAUGUGUCUUCACGGUGCAGAGGCCUGUGUCGGUGCCCUGGGGUUGGGUGUCUGCACAGGGCAGGCUCCUCUGGGACUCCAGUCACUCAGGGAAUCAACGUGACCCGGGGGAUGGCCUGUGACCCCAUCUUCAGGGCACAGGAGUCUGACAGACAUCUCGGGGCCUAUUGGUGGCGUGCCUUUUUCACGUGGUAUUUGCCUAAACUAGGACUGCGCUCAUCUGAGAAGGACCCAUCCACCCUCCCAUUGGCCAGGGGCUCGGUUCUCAGGCUGACACCGUCUUAGCUCCCUGUGUCAGGCUCCCAGAUAGAACGACGGAGCCGAGCAGACCUGAGGUGCUCACAUCAGCAGAACAGGUUAACGUUUUCUGAGCUGCUGCUGGCCCUGGGCCCACCUGUGCUUUUUCUGGCUGCACCUGUCGGCCUAGGGUGCUCUGCACCCACCGGGGACAGGCAGCAACACGAGCCGUCUUAACGCAAGGCCAUUUCUGACGGCAGCAGGCACCAGGGUCCUUCCCCGAGGGUCCGCGCUCUCACUGCGAGGCCGUACCCCCCAAUGGAAGGCAUACCUCCCAGUGGAGGCUGUACUUCCCAGUUGCAGGUCAAGUCCAGACUUCCUUCCGUUUCAGGCCUAGACAUGCAUCUAACUGCUGGCAUCUCUGUUUUUAUGUUCCACUGUGUCCUGUCACCUGUGUGUCCCCUGGUCAGAAAAUAGCACAUCUCCCGUCCAGUCGCCUCCCCAUUCACCCGCCUUGCCGGGCUGAGGAGAGGAUGGAAGACGAGGUGGCUGUCCCCGAGUGUGAGUGUAAGGGCCGUGCCUGUCUGUGCCCUCCUGUCCUCUGUUUCUGGCGUGGAGCCAUGUUCACAUAAAAAUAAACCUUUGUUAAUCAA